AUGGCCACUGACACUCCAGAACCAUUGAGCAAGUCGGGGAUCUCCUCGACAAACAGCCAGAGGUACGGCCUAGACAAAGAAGACAAGACUAGGGUCGUGGUUUACAAAUACCGACACGAAGACGGCAUCCGAGUAUGGUCGCUCCGUUGUCUGGCACAAGAGUUAGACGAAAAUAUCGGCCUCCGCUGUUCCCGCAAAGCAAUCCCACGUGGCAGUUCGCAUCUAGAUAUCCUCGGUGAAGACUUGCUUCCUGAGGAAGAACGAGCCGAGUUUGCCGAUUAUCCAAGCAUGAAGCUCAAUUUGGCUUCGGUCGGUCUGCCAAUAGAUGUGUACUGGAGGAGACUGGUUUUCGACCAAUUCCGGGACUUAUACAUCGUCUCUCCAAGUACAUCUCCAAGUAGCUCCACCCUGGCUUCCUCAAAUGUGUCACCGCAGACAGAUAUCGACAAUAACGAUGACUCUCCGGUAUAA
Molecule: messenger RNA, 471 nt
Organism: Eremomyces bilateralis CBS 781.70
Lineage: Eukaryota; Fungi; Ascomycota; Dothideomycetes; Eremomycetales; Eremomycetaceae
Exons: 2
Coding region: 1-471 (156 amino acids)
Source: RefSeq, a predicted model, not a curated record